AUGACUACGGAAGAGGUCCAUCAGUCCGCCAGCUCAGAGAGAGAUAACUCACGUGAUAUGGUUGCAGCCCUCGCUGCGCGUCAUGAGCCUCUUGCACCGCGGACAAAACUGGUAUAUCCUCUCCUUAUUCUUACUCCGCUGCGCGGUCCUCACAAGAUCCAAAUCUGGCAAGAUGUCCUCGAGCCGAGGGGCCACGAUUUCGCGGCGACGUUGGACGGCCUCUUCCUAAGCGGCGCGUCCCUCUGCGUCGAGCUUCUCCAGCACGCGCCUCUCUGCCUCGACGGCCACAGGGUCCAGCUGAGGAUCGACGUCGCCGCCAUUCCGGAAAUGGAGCACGGGCUCCCCGCAACACCUGGGUGGGAAGACCGCUCCGUCCGUCACGUUGUGGCACGCGACAUAUACAACGAUCUUGAGGCAGCCCCGGCACCAGUGAUGGUUCUUGGGGCAGACGUUGAGGGCGAGGUCGGAGGGGUCGUAGCCCUCGUGGCAGAUGACGCACUAAGGGUUUUGGGUCAGCUAGCUGCCUUUGUGGUCGACUUUUCAUCCAUCAUCCAUCAACUGGCAGAGAGGGGUCAAGUUUGA
Thermochaetoides thermophila DSM 1495 is the source of this 582-nucleotide messenger RNA. RefSeq lists its product as uncharacterized. The transcript has a single exon. NCBI's taxonomy places the organism in Eukaryota, Fungi, Ascomycota, Sordariomycetes, Sordariales, Chaetomiaceae. The record is from RefSeq and is a predicted model, not a curated record. Bases 1 to 582 code for a protein of 193 amino acids.